Messenger RNA from Hippocampus zosterae (dwarf seahorse), 1110 nucleotides. RefSeq names its product SEC61 translocon subunit beta (gene sec61b). Gene Ontology annotation, cellular component: Sec61 translocon complex. The coding region runs from base 165 to 455 and encodes 96 amino acids. The record is from RefSeq and is a predicted model, not a curated record. Lineage: Eukaryota; Metazoa; Chordata; Actinopteri; Syngnathiformes; Syngnathidae. Gene Ontology annotation, biological process: intracellular protein transport. The transcript has 4 exons.
UAGGAUUUUGCAGUCGUGUCCUUUUUGGACAAGCGUCAUCUUUGGGGGUCUCUUCUCAAGUUUGGACCAUUCCAUUCAGACCUGUGCAUCGUUCUUUGGCAGGACACGUCACCGUUGAGAGAGAACAUCGGGGACUCAGCUGGCAUCAACACAAAUAAAACAAAAUGCCUGGACCAGCAAUAAGUGCAACCAGUGUGGGGGCGUCCAGCCGUUCCCCCAGUAAGACGGUGGCCCCCCGUGCAGCAGGCUCCACAGUCAGACAGAGAAAAGCAACCAGCAGCGGUACCCGCAGUGGUGGCAGGACCACAUCGGCUGGUACCGGGGGAAUGUGGCGCUUUUACACCGAGGACUCGCCGGGUCUCAAAGUUGGCCCAGUGCCAGUGCUGGUGAUGAGUCUGCUCUUCAUUGCCUCCGUCUUCAUGCUUCACAUCUGGGGUAAAUACACUCGCUCUUAAGGCCCAGCCCGACAACUUGUGACCCCGCACCUCGCCAUCUUAACACAUCGUACCAGGACCAAACCCCAGAUGACCUCCUCCAGCUUUGCCACGCGAGCAUGUAAAAAAUGGAUUUUUAUGGAAGACGUUUUCUGCACUCGCGCUGUCAUUCAGGUGCCAGUUGUUUCAAAUGCAAGCUAAAUGCUCAGUGCAAGCGCUCAAAGACAAUUCAGUUGACUCCAGGCAACCCAAAAUGGUUUAAUCACUUUUUUUCGAUGAGCAGCAUUUUUUUGGGCUGGGGAUAGGUUUACUGAACUAAACUUAUGUUGAUUAAAAAAGGAGCACUAGAUUCCAUUAUAUCAAAAAGAAAAUACAUGAAAUAUUGAAUUCCAUAUGUAAAAGAGAAUACACGAAAUCCUGGAGAAAAAAAAACAAUGUACGCAACAUGAUGUUCAAUACGGAUAGGAAGAAGUCUAAAUGAUCUUUUUCCAAACCACAAUUUAAAAAAAAUAUAUAUUUUCACAAGUCUCCAGUUUAUUUGCUGAAACUUGUCAAAUUCAAAGUGAUCGUACGGCAUGAAAUAAAGGGGGGGGGGGGGAAUUUUGAAUUGUCGACACGCAUGAAAUGUGUACAAAAUGUCAUUUUUACUGUACAAAUAAAAAGGAACAAAAACAAA